This is a messenger RNA of Paramacrobiotus metropolitanus, 2243 nucleotides long. RefSeq names its product myosin-2 heavy chain-like. The transcript has 3 exons. Lineage: Eukaryota; Metazoa; Tardigrada; Eutardigrada; Parachela; Macrobiotidae. The annotation marks the transcript as partial. The record is from RefSeq and is a predicted model, not a curated record.
AUGAACCAGACAAAGGUCACUGGGGAGGAGAAGUCCACAGAAAAAGGAGUGGAAGCAACGGGAGCAUCACAGUUGGAUGCUACCAUUAGCGGAGUGACUGAGCAGGAUAAAAACGUGAACCUGACUCAUGCGGAAGCUGAAAAGUCAAAGGUCACCGAGGAGGAACUGGCUGAACUGGGACUGGAUGACCUUUCACUAAACGAUAAGACUGUCGGUGAUGACCUUUGGGCAACUCCAAUGGUCUCGGAUGAAUCGAAUGAAUCAUACUUCACGGAUGAUGAAGCGACGAUGAAUAUGUCCUUCCAGACUGCGAUGAAAGAAGCUGACCGUGCUGAAGGGAUGACAUCAUUCAAGGACAUACCCGAGUACCUUAUUGAACGGACACAAACAGGAAAGGUCAUCAAUGUUAGACCGCCAUCACCGAACAGUCCCACAACGACUUUGAGGACUCGCGUGAGGGAGUUGGAAAGCGAACUCGAAGCCAAGGAAAGUCAGGCAAUGAAACGAACAAAAGAAAACCGGGAUAAGCUGUCGUCACUGGAAGCGCGAAUUUAUGAAUUGGAACAACAACAAGUUGACCUGGAAAACGCAGCGGAUGAAUGGAAAAUCAAAUACGAACGUCAGAGAGAACUCGCGGAAGAAUAUUUGAAAAUGGCAGAUGACAGAGAAAUGGAAGGUCAUCUCGCGGUCGGUGACCUUAAUGAGAGUAUGUCAGAAGAAACAGCGGAAAGGUCACGGCACUUAGCCGAAUUGAAGGACGAAUGCGACUCGCUGAAACUAAAGGUCACCGAAGCUGAAACGAAAAGAGAUGAAUACGCAACAAAACUCGCCGAUGCUACUCAGCGACUGUUGACGAACACCACCGAAGUCUUCAAGCUCAGGAAUGACCUGAAGCUGCGCGACGAGAAUAUCGGGACCCUCCAGAAGGAGUCAUACGAUCACCAGCGAAGGGCUGAUGAAGCCGCUAAGGUGGCAAAGGACUUGCGAGAUCUUACAGCCACCGAAGGCGUACGGUUGAAAAAUGAAAUAAGACAGGUGAUGGAAGAGAACAAGGCGUUGAAGGAUGACAACAAGAAGGUCACUGAAGAGAAUACCGAGUUGAAAAAGACUGCUAAGACAAUCGCCGAGCAAGGCAUGAGGUGGGAACACGAGGCACACCUCUUGGAUGAAAAGGUCACAGUACUUGAAUUGAAAGAUAAGGAGUGGCAACAAUCAGUCCACCAGAAGACGCAGGAGAUUAUCAAGCUCAACACGGAGCUGAUUGAUAUGACCCAAACGGUGAUGACAAGAGAAGAUGAGGUCACCCAGACGAAAAACCAACUGAAAGCAGCAGUCGAGGAAUACACGAAGCUGGAAAGGGAUGUGACCCAGUUGGCGGAACACAUUAAAAAAGUGGAGAAUGACACUGAAAAGGUCGUUCAGGAGAAGACUUUCCAACUCCACCAACAUAUGUUAAAGGUCAAGGAGGAGAAUCAGAACUUGAAAACGGAGAAAGAGGAAGUCCAGUUGAAAGUCCGUCGCCUUGAGGACGAGAAUAAGGCGCUUGUUAUGUCUAAUAAGCACAAAGAUGAACAGCUUCUGCAAUAUGGGGUCAGGACUUCAACAGUGGAGUCGCCCCCGCCCAGUUACAGCAAGGCAAAGAGAAUCAUUACUGAAAAACAGGCCGUGGGCUUCUUAAUCGAAGGAUGUAGAGUGGACAAUGAACUCUACAAAGCCCUGCGUACACAAAAGUGCAGAACGCCAACCGACGUGAAGGACUUCUUCCGACAUUGGGCAACGGGAGAGGAAAAGUACAAGGCGCCUAAAGGUCAACGUAACCAAGAUUACGUGACGAUCCGCCAAGGCCAGGUGGAGAAUGUACCACAACAGAGAAUGGUGGCUGCACCAGCCCAGCAGCAAAUGGAAUUCCGCGCGGAAACCCCUGUAAGAGAGGUCACCGAAAGAGUGACCUUUAUCGAUGGCCAGACGGGGCAGCCGAUAACAUACGCGAUGGUGGCGGCGAUACAAGCGGCGGCCCAAGAAACGGGAAUAAUGGAAAUGGCGGCGGCCAGAAUGGUGGCUACGGCCGUGGUGGCUACGGCCGCGGAGGCUUCAGAGGAAGAGGCAGAGGCUUCGGCCGCGGAAAUUGGAAUGGCGGCAACCGAAAUGGCGGAAACGGAGGUGGCCAAGGAAACUACCAACAGGGUGGUGGCCAAAAUAAUGGUGGUGGCCAGAGUAACGGAGGCGGACAAAAUUAUGUCCCG